GGCAUACGGAAGACGCUGACUGCUGCUGUGUGCGCUGGCGGUAUCGGACUGGACAGGCUGUCUUUCCAAUCAUUGCUCCUUCAAUGACUUGAACCGACUCUGACUUCUACAGUUUCCUCUCCCAGUGGCGGUAUUCAGCUAACUAAAUGCUCUGUAUGUGAUUAACCAGGAAAGAGGGUCCUCUUCCCGACUAACAGACCUGAAGCCUUCACAUUAUCGGCGUGUGUGGGAGCAUCAUGUGGAGGAAGGCUUCAGCAGCGGCCCUGCUGGCGUUAGCUGUUGGAUAUCUCUACCAUGGCAGCCCGGAGCUGCCAGAGCAAAUUCUGCAGUAUAUCACCCUGCCAAACUUUCAGUCAUCAUCUCAGAGCCAGAACAGCCUCGAACAGGUCAUCUCAGCUGCCUGGGAGACUCUGAUCACUUUGCCGACGCGGCAGUGGAGCAAAGUAGCAGUAGGGGUGAACGCGUGUGUCGAUGUGGUCGUCUCAGGAGUGGGACUGCUGCAGGCUUUGGCUGUGGAUCCUGGCAGCGGCCUGGAUCACGAAGUGUUGCACUCCAAAGAGGACUUGAGGGAAGCCUUCAUCCAUUACAUGGAGCGUGGAGCAGCUGCCGAGCGUUUCUUCAGCGACAAGGAGUCCUUUCAGAGGAUCGCACGUGCGGCAGCGGAGUACCCCGGUGCAAAGCUGUAUGUUGGAGGGAACGCUGCCCUCAUCGGUCAGAAGCUCGCAACAUAUCCUGAUCUGAUGGUUUUAUUAUGUGGGCCAGUUGGUCCCAAACUUCAUGAGAUGCUGGACGAGCAGAUAGUCGUUCCCCCGGAUUCUCUCCAGGAGACGGACGAAUAUCACCUCAUCCUGGAGUACAAAGCAGGUGAGCAGUGGGGCUCCACUCAGGCGCCUCAAGCUAACCGCUUCAUCUUCUCUCACGAUGUGUCCAACGGGGAGAUGAGCUCACUGGAGACGUUUGUGGCGAGCCUGGAGGAGUUCGAGCCCGACCUGGUCGUCCUGUCUGGGCUCCACAUGAUGGAGGGUCAAGGCAGGGAGCUGUGGGAGGAGCGGCUGAAAGAGGCCGUGGCAGCCAUAUCUGACAUCCGUAAAGAUAUUCCCAUCCACCUGGAGCUGGCGAGCAUGACUGACAAAGACUACAUGAACAGCAUCAUGCAGGAGCAGGUUAUGCCCAUUGUCAGCUCUAUUGGGCUGAAUGAGCAGGAGCUGCUGUUCCUCUCUCAGGCCGGCGAGGGGCCUCAUGCAGACUUGGCCUCCUGGAAAGGCAUCCCAGACGUGGGCCGAGUCAGCGACAUCCUCCUCUGGGUUCUGGAGCAGCACGGCCGGAGCGACCCCUCAUCUGAGGCCGACCUCACCCGCAUCCACUUCCACACGCUGGCCUACCACAUCCUCGCUACAGUGGAUGGAUACUGGGGGAACCAGGCGGCGGCAGUGAUGGCCGGAGCACGAGUGGCCAGCAGUCAGGCCUGUGGCCUCCGGUCUGUUGACGUUAGCAAAGUGGAGCUGAAAGCCCCACUAGAGUUUCACAGCUCAUACACUGAGCCACAGGAAAAGUUGUCCCUAAACCCAGCAGAGCCCGUUACUGUGUGGCGCAGAGGGAACGUCACCUUCCACCUGACACCGGUGCUGGUCUGCAAGCAACCACUGCGGACAGUCGGGCUUGGGGACGCCAUCACAGCAGAGGGACUAGUUUACUCAGAGUUAAAGACCCAGCAGCCUUUCUGAGGUUUGCUUCAAUCUGACCAUCCAGGUGUCUGAAAAACGUUGAUGGGAUGUGCUGAGAAGACCCAGUGAAGUUUCACCUGCAGCCGCGGUUGUCGGUUCGGAGUCAUGAACCCGUUCAGACCUCCGACUCCUGAAGCAAGUUCUGUGUCUUCCUUCCCAAAGCACGACUCCACUGAGCCUAAGAACACGAUCCAUGGAGACUGUUUUAAAUCCUGCCUGAUGACACUUCCAGUCUGCUUCAGUCCUGUCUCUUCUCCCUUCUCUAGUACUCCAGCAGACACAGAAAUCGAGGUAGAACAGAACAGAACUGGAUCUCACCGGUUUGUGAGGUGUUUCUGACACUAUGCAGCUGGGCGCAGCUCAAAGCCAUCUUCACAAACUCCAAAGAGUUUGGUCGGCUCACCUAAUUUACUUUGACCUGCAUAUCUUCAGUAUGCUGUGCCUUGAGAAAACAAAAGAAUUUAAAAAUAUUUUAUUUAUAUUUUAGAGCCAAGCAGACUUAAAAUAAAGCAUCACAUAAGUUACCCUUCUAAGAUAUAUAUAUAUAUACACAUACAUAUAUAAACAUUUCUGUUUGACUGGAAACUGAUGAGCUCUGUCGUAGAAGUGGUAUUCUUGAUGUUCCCUGUUUCUUUCCAACUUUUGGUGCAUUCAUGUAAAAAUAGUCAGUAGAACACUUGAAAAUUCAUUGUCCCAUGGUUUCAACCUUUUAUUCUCAGAGUGUCUGACUUAUUUACAUGUAAUAACUGUUAUCUAGAUAUACUUGACAUUUUUGUAAUUUCUCCUGAGAGGAUCAAAGUACUAAAGAGUGCGACGACAAAGUUUCUGUUUUUCUCACUCGUGGCCGAAACACUCCCAUCAUGAAGACGUUUCAGUUUGGAGUCUUGUCAUUAGCACAAACAACAGGUAUUAUAUAGUGUUAUUAUAAUCUCUGAUGUUUGUUAAAUGUCUGAUGCAGCGGUCCUUUUUCUUUUCACCACUUAUUUGUGGUGUAGAUCAUAUUACAUUAUCAGGGUUACUGUAUUUGUUUCCUGUUCUUUUUUUUUUACAGUCUCUUUCUCUUCAGUUGUUGCUUUCCCUUCCUUUAUAAAAAUGUGAUUUACAUAACAUGAUUGGCUGGAAGAUCUAAAAAAAAGCUGGCCAGUGUAACAUACAUGCAAAAAAAAAAAAAAGCUUUCUUAUUGAAGUACAAACAUACAGGUGAAUUAUGCUUUUUCAUGGUUGUUUUUGUUGUUUUGUUGUUGUUUUUUCUUCUGAGCUUUCUUGGAAAAGCCUGCAUCAUGUUAAGAUGUAACAUGUCUGAACAAUAUGUUUGUAUACCUCAAAUGGCCACCGAAGCCAUUGCAAUAAUGGAGUCUUAAUGCAAACAUACAACAAACAUGUAUGGCAUUUUGUUUAACCGAUUUGAUUCUUUGCACUAGUAGAAAGUGGCAGGUGUGCCUGUAAAGGUGAAUGUAACCUUAACUCCAACCCCCUCUACCCCCUCCCUCUUUAUUUUUUAGCAAGUACAAUCUAUUCAACUUUACUCAUUUCAUGGUUCGUGUCUCAUGUUUUUAACAUUUGUAACUGUCGACCAGUUUCAUUCCCUUGUAGUUUGUCAUUAAAAUGUGUAUCUACAUUCAUCA
Molecule: messenger RNA, 3349 nt
Organism: Thunnus maccoyii (southern bluefin tuna)
Lineage: Eukaryota; Metazoa; Chordata; Actinopteri; Scombriformes; Scombridae
Gene: adpgk
Product: ADP-dependent glucokinase
Exons: 8
Coding region: 237-1724 (495 amino acids)
Biological process (GO): glucose metabolic process
Cellular component (GO): endoplasmic reticulum
Molecular function (GO): ADP-specific glucokinase activity
Source: RefSeq, a predicted model, not a curated record